AUGGCUUCAGCGGCGCCUUCCUGGGAGAAGGAGCCCUGGAACCGGGUGCGGAUCCCGACCCCGGGGAGUUUGAGCACAGUGGCCGUGGAAGACAAAGAUGGGGUAAUUGGUUCAUACAUUAAAGCUGUGAUUAAGGAGUGCCACAGUGUCAGAAUGUCAUUGAUGAGAAGAAGAUUGGAUACAGAAACGGGUGUCUUACGUGAGAUCCUUUACAGCAAUCACAACAAACUGUGUCAUCACAAGCCGUAUCUGGCUCUCAAACAGGUAGAACAGUGUCUCAAGAAAAUGAAUCGUGUGAAUAUGGAGGGAUCCAUUCAAGAUCUCUUUGAGCUGUGCCCCAAAGAAGAUAAACUUGAAAAUGCAAAAAAAUACAUCAUUCCCAGCCAGCCAGUUUUGGAGUUUGUGUUAAUGAAGAUUUUGGGAACCUGCAAAUUAAUACUACGUUUAUUAGACUGUUGCUGCAAGGCAUUUCUCUUGUCUGUGAAGCAUCUUUGUUUGGAAGAAUUCAUCAUUUUAAACACUGUUAUUAUAGGAUUGGUGAGCAGGGUAUGGGUCCUGUAUAAAUAUGCUUUAAAAAAACUUGUCUCUUUAUAUAAGCCUUUGUUUAGAUUGCUUCAGGAGGUAUCUAGGAUUCAACCAAUGCCUUACUUCAAAAAUUUUACCUUUCCUGCUGAGCUUAAAGAAUUUUUAGGAGAGGCCUAUCUUGAUGUCAUUAAGAAAAAGGUGGAAGCUAAAGGAGUAACAAAAUUGCUAAACAAACUAUUUCUAGCAAAAGAGAAAUCGAACAAGCCUGUUGAAAAGAUAGCCUUAGAAGGUCCCCAAAAACCUAAACAAAUGAAGAUAAAGAUAACAGAAAAUGUGGAUAUUGGGAAGGCAGUGAAGAAGAGGAAAACCUACAGAGAAACAUCAUCAGGAUUUGACCUGAAGGCCUUUUGCAAACGACCAAAGCACAAAGCUACCAUGGACACCAGAUCCAAGCCUGUAUGCUCUGAAAGGAGGGUACAAAAAGCCACUGGCUCAUCCCAGCUCCUGGUAGGAUCCUCUCAUGCCAAAAAACUUGUCCUGAGCAUCCGAGAGGCACAAUCUUUUACACAACUUUCAGAAGAAAUCCAAACGGCCAUUUUCUGGUGUAGACGCAAAAAACUGAAGCAUAAAGCUACCUUUCUGGGUAACAAACUUCUAAAAAGUAACCGACUUAAACAUGUGGAAGCUCAAGGUUGCAGUUUGCCCAAGAAAUUGAACUGCAUAAAAACAUCCAUCUGUAACUUCCUUCUCCAUGGCUCGGGUAACAUGUCUUCAAAGUGCCACCUGAGACGAAUCAGUUCACAGAAUAAAUUCAUAAAGCAGCAGAGGAAACCACAGAGAAAGUUGCAGCACACUGUUCUAAAGGAAAUUCAGCAGUUUAUUCAUCAGACUGAGAAGGCUGUCACAGAGGAAGAUGCUAAAAGGACAUUCUCAGACCUUACAGUUCAUAGACCUGAACUGGCAUCAAAGAAGAGCCAACCGUUGGACGACAGAAAUGCAAAUCUUAGUGAGAAUUGUAACGGUGCAGUGAGGUCACCAACACUGGCUCUGGCAAAGGAAAAGAACACUAUGUCAGAAACUGUUGGAGACACGGAUGACAUUGAUGAUAUUUUUUCUUCAUUGGGAGUUUAGAUGUGAUAUAUGUGAGAGUGCUUUAGUUUAUUAAGAAAGGAAGCAGCUCAUAAUGAUGCCUGUUUAGAUGGGGCUUCAUAUUUGUGCCUCUGUGUGGUGAGAGUUUUGCAUUAUACCCAGAAGCAAUGGAAGUAUCUGCAUCCGUGCAGAAUUACUCCCCAAGUCCUGAAAGUGACUUUGAGAGGUCUCAGGGCUCGUAAGAGCUUGGACUGGUUUGAUUUGUUUACCAAGGAUUCCAGGGAGAUUGGCUUUGAGAAAGUGUGUGUAUGUUGCAACAAACUACAUGCCUAAAAAAAUCUGCCUUGUUCAGGACUCAUACUCCUAGGCUAGUUCCAGUGGAUCCAGUAUGUAUGCUGUGAAACUGGAGGAUAGAGGUAUCCAAAAGGUCACUGUGUGAUUUGCUGGCUUAAUUAUAAUAUAAUGACAUUGCCACUUGUUAUUUUUGUCCAUGGAGCAUCAAGAUUUCUAGUUUUGGGUGAUUGUGUUGUACAGUUUUUAUAUGAUAUGAAUAAAAUUGAUCACCAAGAAAAAA
Messenger RNA from Trichosurus vulpecula (common brushtail), 2188 nucleotides. It is a transcript of the gene RMP64, whose product is annotated as nucleolus and neural progenitor protein. Bases 1 to 1656 code for a protein of 551 amino acids. The transcript has 9 exons. The record is from RefSeq and is a predicted model, not a curated record. Gene Ontology annotation, cellular component: nucleus. NCBI's taxonomy places the organism in Eukaryota, Metazoa, Chordata, Mammalia, Diprotodontia, Phalangeridae. Gene Ontology annotation, biological process: positive regulation of Notch signaling pathway.